This is a messenger RNA of Hippocampus comes (tiger tail seahorse), 1507 nucleotides long. It is a transcript of the gene trmo, whose product is annotated as tRNA methyltransferase O. Bases 145 to 1416 code for a protein of 423 amino acids. NCBI's taxonomy places the organism in Eukaryota, Metazoa, Chordata, Actinopteri, Syngnathiformes, Syngnathidae. The record is from RefSeq and is a predicted model, not a curated record. The transcript has 6 exons.
CGAUGGGUGGCAGUAGCGAUCCAUGAUCCAGUUUACGUUGUCAGUAUAAACCCAAGAGCAAGAGUGCUUGCAGCGUGUUUUAGCUAGCAGAUACGGAGUGAAAAUACAGUAUAGCGAUCAUUUUCUCAAUUUGACUUGUCCAAAAUGGCUUCUACCAGUGACUGUUGCGGCGAACGUGUUGAUAAAUUGAAACAGCAGGUGUUCGUGAUGCGAAAAGAAAUCAAGAAUCUCCGGCAGAUGCUGAACAAUGCAACCAGAGCUCAUCGCAAACAUAUGCUUUCAAUUGAGUCCGCUGUGUCCAAGGUUGGUGCCUGGGAGCAGAAGAAAAGCCAACCUCCACCGACGUCACCCCAGACAGCUCUUGAGCAUGGAAAAAUCCAAACGUUGCCGAUUGGAUACAUUCAUUCCUGUUUCACUGAGAAGAACGGGACUCCCAGACAGCCCACCAUCUGUGGAUCCUCGAGGGCGGAACUGCAACUGGAGCAGAGCGUCUUCAAUAACCCUGAGCAUGCCCUCGUAGGGCUAGAACAGUUUUCUCAUAUCUGGGUUAUCUUUCUCUUCCACAAAAACGGCCACUUGAGUCACAAAGCCAAAGUGAAGCCCCCGAGGCUGAACGGCAAGAGGGUCGGUCUGUACUCGACUCGCAGUCCGCACCGGCCCAACGCUUUGGGCCUGACUCUUGCAAAGCUGGACAAAAUUGUUGGUGAUACGCUACAUCUGUCAGACAUUGACAUGAUUGCCGGCACCCCUGUGCUGGAUAUUAAACCCUACAUUCCGGACUAUGACUCCCCCUGCAGUCGGAGGACCACACACUCGGAGCCUUGUCAGCCCAACACAGAUCGCGCCCCUUUGUCACCUCGAGAACUGAUUCAAGCGCAGUUGAUAGAAAAAGGAGCAGGUCAAUUUGAUGAUAGUCCAAAUCCCGUGGAGCCUCUCGGCAUGUUGGAGGAAGUGAAGGCCUACUUAAGUAAACGGGACCUCAGUCAGGUAAAUUACGACUGUGCGCCUGGCUCUGAAGACCAUCGGGGGUCUGAGCAGGAUCGAAGGCCAUGUUACACAGAGGAGGCCUACAGCACCAUUGCUGGCUGGAUCAGAGAGCCGCCAGUCGACAGCCUGGAGGUGCGCUUUACCCCAACCGCACAGAGGCAGUUGGCCGACUUCUUUCCCACCACGCAGACAGGUCCCUCUGAUAGCGAACGUCCGAGGUUCAGGUUUCUGCGUAGUUCCGACGAGGCCGCCGCCGCCAUCCGAGGGGUGCUCUCCGCAGACCCGAGGUCGGUCUACCGGAGAACUCGAUGCAAAGACAAGCUUUUCUUCUUCACCCUGGACACUGCAGACAUAACCUGCUGGUUUGGACCAGGCUUUGCAGAAGUGCUGCAAAUUCAACCUGUUCAAUGCCCCGUUGACUCAAAGUAGAAUGAGCUCCCUUAUGGCUGCUAUUUUGUUUUGAUCUUGCAUUCUUAACAAAUAAUGUGAAAAAAAAAAAGUUUUUGCUUCUACAAAGGAA